AUGCAAUCGCUUUGUUAUACAAGACAUCGCUUAGGUAUUCAAGACAAUCGCGCAAAAACGGAUACACCACGAGCACAAACUGCGUCGACCCGUUUGAGUUAUCUCGAUUAUCGCAUCCUAUCGACUUUUAGCUGCGCAAUCGUAUUAAUAGACUUGAAGCACUUAGCACCGGAUCGCUGCUCUAAAGAUGGAGGUGCUCAGAGUUAUUGA
Messenger RNA from Plasmopara halstedii, 210 nucleotides. RefSeq lists its product as uncharacterized. The record is from RefSeq and is a predicted model, not a curated record. The transcript is spliced from 2 exons. Bases 1 to 210 code for a protein of 69 amino acids. Lineage: Eukaryota; Oomycota; Peronosporomycetes; Peronosporales; Peronosporaceae.